Messenger RNA from Guillardia theta CCMP2712, 1449 nucleotides. RefSeq lists its product as hypothetical. Lineage: Eukaryota; Cryptophyceae; Pyrenomonadales; Geminigeraceae. The record is from RefSeq and is a predicted model, not a curated record. Gene Ontology annotation, cellular component: mitochondrion. Gene Ontology annotation, molecular function: FAD binding; catalytic activity. Bases 1 to 1449 code for a protein of 482 amino acids. The transcript has 13 exons.
AUGAUGGCAAGAAGAGAAAUCUUCCGAGGGUUUACGAACAUGCUCAGAGGAGUCCGAAUGCACUCUGGUGGUAUUGCAAGGAAACAAUUUGCAAAGAUUGAGGAGAGCGAUAUCAGCACAUUUAGGAAGCUUCUCGGAGAAAAAUCAGUCAUCACCAAUGACGAUUCACUGGAGUUUCACAACAAUGACUGGAUGAAGCAAUAUCGUGGAAACAGCAAGGUUGUCCUCAAGCCCAAGUCGACAGAGGAGGUGUCAAGUAUUUUGAAACAUUGCAACGCAAGGAAGUUGGCUGUUGUGCCCCAGGGGGGGAACACAGGAUUAGUCGGGGGAAGCGUUCCUGUAUUUGAUGAAGUUGUUCUUUCUUUGUCAUCGAUGAACAAAGUUCUUUCUUUGGAUGAGUACAGUGGGGUCGUAGAGUGUGAAGCAGGCUGCAUCCUCCAAAAUCUCGAAGAGCAUCUCGCAAAACAUGGUUUCGUUGUGCCUCUAGAUCUUGGUUCUCGUGGAUCCUGUCAACUCGGCGGCAACGUGUCGACCAACGCGGGAGGGCUCCGCCUCAUUCGAUUCGGCUCUUUGCGAGCUUCAGUGCUGGGGAUCGAGGCCGUCAUGGCGGACGGAACAGUUUUGGAUUCCCUAAAGACUUUGAGAAAGGACAACACCGGCUACGACAUCAAGCAGUUGUUCAUUGUGCCAAGGAAAUUAGAGAGCGUUCAUUUAGCAAUGCUGGGAUGCAACAAUUUUCAGCAAGUGUUGGAAGCAGUAGCCGCAGCGAAAUUUAAACUCGCAGAGAUCGUAAGCGCGAUCGAAUUUUUCGAUCAGCAAUGUAGCGAUCUUGUUGUUCGAAACCUCCCUGGGAUGUCUCACGUACUGGAAACAAGCUCUCCUUUCUGGGUGCUCGUUGAGACGACAGGCAGUGAGGACAGUCACGAUUCGGACAAGCUGUACAACUUUCUCAAUUAUUGCAUGGAGAAACAGGUCGUGGAGGGGGGCACCGUUGCGGAGGGAGGGACCCAAAUGCGAAAGCUGUGGGGGAUGAGAGAAAACAUUCCCAUGGCACUCUUGAAAGAAGAAGAGGUGUUUAAGUAUGACCUGUCGGUUCCUACCUCCGAGAUGUACAACCUGGUCGAGAUCGUGAGGGAGAGGUUGAAAGAGCGCUACCCUCAAGCAGGUGUCUUCGGGUAUGGACAUCUGGGAGAUGGGAACCUACACCUGAACGUCACAUGCCCCACAGCUGACAAGGAGGCGGUUGAGAGCAUCUUAGAACCCUUUGUGUACGAAUGGACAGCAGAAAAGAGAGGAAGUAUCAGCGCCGAGCACGGGAUAGGGCAGAUGAAGAUCUCAAAGCUGUACUUGUCCAAGCCUCCAGAGCUGAUUGCGCUCAUGAGGCAGAUCAAAGGAGUCUUCGAUCCCAACGGCAUCCUAAACCCGUACAAAGUCCUUCUAGAUGAAUAA